AAACGAAAUAAAAUUGUUAGCUUGUGAAAUAUUUAUAUUGAUGUAAUCGAUUAGACAUGUCUUGUCAGAUAAAGGGAAUUGCAAAUCUAACCAAUACAAGUAAUAUUAAGGAGGUACUUUUCGGUGAUUCUAUUAGACAAUGUGACAUUCCACCGAACGAGUUACCGCUUCAAGAUUGUUUUAUAUCGCUUUCGUCAGCAGGAGAUGUCCUCGCUAUGGCGUAUAACGCAAAGAUGAUUAUAUUAAUUUCUAGGUGGGAUUCGUUAGAACCAGAUGAGACAAAAACUAAAUUUCACAUGAUAUGGUACGGAGAAGUUGCGAAAGAACCAAACGAAUGGAUAACAUCUGUGAUUUGUUUGCCUUUGUUAUCAUUGGGAAAAGCUAGCGGUGGUCCUAAUCCAGACUGGACAUGUAUUAUAGUUGGUUUCAAUACUGGUUUUGUUAGAUUUUACACAGAAACAGGCGCGCUAUUGUUAGGAGAACAACUUCAUAAUGAAACUGUCAUAGGAUUGAAAUGCCAGUCUUUACGUUCUGCUAAACACGCAGGAGACAAUGGUUUAGCAGAAGAGCUACACGUAAUUUACAAUAGCGUUGUAUGCAUAUUACAAGGUUUUCCUUUAUUUUCAACGUUACGUGCAUGCCGAAAUCAUUUGGCCAGGGUUCAAGCGAAAUGCGAUGAUUUACCACCUAUCACAACUUUAUCGUAUAAAAAAUGGGGAUACAAAAAUCAGGAUAUUAUAAACGAUUCGGAAGUAAUCGGCAGUACUUCUGUAAAUAGUUUUGAUCAUUUGAUGACAGCCUCGAUAUGUGGUGGAUAUAACGCAUCUUACAGAUCUAGCGCGCCGCAGCAUAGUUUAGUUAUCGCAACUGGUAAAAGACCAUUUAUUGGUUUUCAUUAUGCAUUAGAGGGUAGCGCAGCUCCAGUGUUAUCCGAUGUUGCGAUAGCAAUGGCCAGCAAAUUAGCAAAUGCUAUUGGAACUGCUGUUCCUUGGUUUCCACUUAAUUGGGGGAAUUCGAAUUCGAAACAUCAGACGUCGUUUGAGGCGCCAAAAACGAGUACUCAUGAACCAAUUGAGCAAAUGACUUGUAGGUUUGGAUUAAGUGAUGUUACACGCGAGGGUUACUCGAUAGUAUCCAGUCCAAAUAAAAUGUUAUCGGUAAUAGCAGACAUAAUGGGUAGAGUAAUAUUAAUAGAUAAUAGGCAUGGUAUAGCUACGAGAAUGUGGAAAGGCUAUCGUGAUGCCCAAUGUGGAUGGAUUGAAGCUGAGGAAGAAAAACAUUCCGGUCCAAACAGGGCAGGUGGAAAAUUUAAACAAGCAUCGCAUUUGCGUACUGCUUUAUUUUUAGUUAUUUAUGCUCCAAAGAAGGGUGUAAUAGAAAUAUGGAGUACACAACAAGGUCCUAAAAUUACUACGUUUACUGCUAGUAAACAUGGACGAUUACUUUAUAUCAAUUAUGGACUUUUUGGUACGAAUGAUAAUAUACACCUACCAAAGAAUAAACCGCAAUAUUCGUGUGUUUUUAUGGAUCCAUUGGGUGGACUCAAAGAAAUUACUGUCCCAUUCCACUUCGCACUUAAUAGUAAGAAUGGUAAAAGGGCACGUGACAUACAUCUUCUUAAAAAAUUAAAGACGUUUUUACGCGAAGAAGAAUUCGACGAAGAAAAAUUAGUGUCAAAUAUCCAUAACGUGUGUACAGAUUUAAAAACUAAUGAAAUACGAGUACAAACAAUAGAAAUGUUGAUGACAAAUAAAAACAUUACACCUGAUGCUUUGCUGACAGCCACAAACUGUUUUAUUAAGAAACUAGACGAAUAUGACAAAGAGGAGAUGGAACAUAUGGCAAAGACUCUUUAUUUAUUAACAAUGCAGUUGCAGCAAGCGAUUCAAUUUUAUAAGUACAUUAGGUCUAAUAAUGAUAAUCCCGGAGAUCAUAGUUUUAUUGCAGAUAUCGAUGAACCGACCAGUAAAGAUUUAGCCUCGAUUUUAUUAACUUCAGAGCGAGAAAUCCAUAGAAUCUUUAAAUUGUCUGAUACGAUAAGUAAUUUUAAAUGUAGAAACAUUAAAAUGGAAAAUAAAGUAAAAUUUAAAGAAGAUGGUAAAAUUUUCUUAGAUUUUUUAUCUUGCUUUGAAUUUGGAACAGUUGGAUCGAUAAAUAUUAAAAAAGAUUUAAAAACAGAAAAAAAAAUUCAAAUUUCUCAGUUAAUAUACGAAGGAUGUAUAUAUUCAAACAAUAGAAUUGAAACUUGGAGAGAAGCUGCUGUGAGUAGUAAUAUUCAACCGUUUGUUUUAAUGGAAUUUGCUUUGGUCUACUGGCUUAAUAAGAAAAGACAGAUGUGCAUAAGAGCAGAACUAAAACAAUUCACGCAGCUCGUGAAUGCUAUAUGUUCGAUAGCUAAUGUUGAAGAAAUAUGUGCAAAAUAUAAUGAAAUAUCUUUAUGGUGGAAAAAUGUUCGUAAUAUCCUUUCCGAUUCAACAAAUCCAUUUAAUGCUCUUAGUGCUGCUUUAGCAUGUAGAGCUGUUGCUAUGUCCUUAGAAAAAUAUAAAGAAAAGUGUGUUGAUAAAAGUCAAGACAAUAACGAUGUAGAAGAGAAAGAUGUUAAAAAUGAGAAUAAUUUAACGGAAGUACAGGAAGUCGAAGAUCGUGUUAGCGAUUUAAAGUUAGAUAACGAGACGUACAAUUUAUCAAGCGAAUGGGAAAACGUUACUAAAGACAGCUGUCAAUUUACAUUACUCAUUGGAAAUCUUGAAGACAUUACAAUUCUAGAUGCUAUUGUAAGCCAACCACCUCCAUUCGAUACGACAACACAAUUUUUUGCAUUACCAUUUGUAAAAUUCGAUAUUUCUUUAGGAUCAGUUCUUUCGAGAGGAAAAGGUUCUGUGUCGGAGAUUGUUGCAAAAUGGAUUUCUUCUACGGGCAUUGAUCCGACUAUAUUAGUAGAUACUGCAGAUAUCGAAUUUAAUCAAAUGCAGUUAACAAAUGACUCAUCGGAGGUAAUCAAUUCCUUAGAUAAAGAUAGUAAUGUUGAUGAUGCUUCGCAACAGGACCCAACUAUAUAUUCUACGACUUCCAAUGAAAUUGAUAACAAAGCGAAAGAGGAAACCAGUGCCAGUAUUUGCAUUUUAGAGCAAAUUACAUUGUUGAAACGUCAUUUUCCAUACAGUUUGUCGAGUAGCAUUCUACUAGCUAAUUUGUGUUGGGAAUUCGCAAUGUCAUGGAAUAAAGAUGUUUCGCAAUUACAAUCUUUAAAAGCUGCAUUAUUCACUUUACGACAAAUACCAAUGAAACAUAUGAGGCAUGGUGUAUGUUGUCUGUUGUGGUCUGUUCAUAUAAAAAAGCGAAUGGAAGCAAUUGCAAAAUUAAUGAAUAAGCUUGGAAAACUACCAAAAAAAAGAUUGUGCGUACAAGAAGUUGGUUUAUCCGAUGAACAAUCGGUUACGUUUUUACUGCAUUGCGUUACAUUUUUCAAAAUAUUCAUCGAUUCUGAAGUGCUCGAAGUUGGUGAAAAUGCUGUAGUGAAGUCGGAAGAAAUAUGGGAAGGAUGUAGUUUCGGUCCACAACCAUUUGCUACAUUAGCUAUUUCUCAAGCACCAGCUUGGUAUGAUCUAAUAAUUUUACAUGUACAAAUUGCCAAUGUUUUAUACAUGAUGGCAUAUUUUAAUCUAAAAGUAACAAAACCAUUAAACAGUUUAUUCGAGUCUGUGGUGCAACCGUAUUUUUUCCAAACUAUAACAGAUAAAGUAAUGUUCACAUGGUAUAGAGAUGAUAAAAGGGACAGCGUAAGAUUUGAAUUUUUAUGUCGAAUAAUUACUGCAUCGAUGGAUUUCAUUCAUCAAGAGACCACGGAUGCUAAAACGUUAAGUUCAAUCGAAGCUAUUCAGUGGAUGAGCAAAUGCCAAAUGUUGGCAUCCAUUUGGAAAAUUAAUAACGAUCAGUUGAGGAUACACCAAGUUUGUCAAUUGUAUGUGAAUGGUUUUGAUCGAUUAGCUGAGGAGGUUGUAACAGCAGUAAACGAUCUAGAGAAUUUAGGAGCGAAUCUUCUACCGAUCGCUGGAAGGAGAGUGAUGACAUAUCUGUCGAGAACACCCGAUCUUUUGGAGGAAAUUUCUUGUAUAAAUCCUGCCCUCACCAAAUACCUAGAGAGUCUUGACGUACCAGACGUAAUUUGUACAAAUUGUUCAAACAACGAUACCAUCGAAUUGAUAAGACGAAUUUCUAGGUAUUUACCCGAAACUCAUUCCGAUUAUCAUCUCGUGCAAUUGAUGUUAGAUGCAACGUUCAUUUACGAACGUACAACAUGAUAUUCAGACGGUUUAAAAUAAGCUUAAUUUGUAGCGAGGAAUAAAUUUAAUAAAUACAUGUAUACGCCUGU
Molecule: messenger RNA, 4372 nt
Organism: Hylaeus volcanicus
Lineage: Eukaryota; Metazoa; Arthropoda; Insecta; Hymenoptera; Colletidae
Gene: Rab3-GAP
Product: rab3 GTPase-activating protein non-catalytic subunit-like
Exons: 19
Coding region: 57-4301 (1414 amino acids)
Biological process (GO): regulation of GTPase activity
Source: RefSeq, a predicted model, not a curated record